Messenger RNA from Cinara cedri, 9720 nucleotides. The record is from the annotation of a GenBank genome assembly. Lineage: Eukaryota; Metazoa; Arthropoda; Insecta; Hemiptera; Aphididae.
AUGUGGAAAACAGAUAAUCCAAAGCCUCGUAUAUUAAAGUGAGAAGAAAUGAAUUGUAAAAAGAUAAAUGAGUGCGAAUAUACACAUUUUUUCACAGUAGGUAAUACAAAAUACUGUAAUAAGUACGCCUGUCUGUUAUCAGACCCGAAUUAAGAGGGGACAGGGGGGACACGUUUACAGAGCCCAGAAAAAAUAAUGACCCACAAAGAUUGAAAGAGUUGAAUUAAACUUAUUAGUUAUAUUUAAAUAUACAAUACCUUAUUUCAAGAGUAUACAAAUUAAGUGAUGGUCCACGGGCCCUCAAACCCUUAAUCCAGGCCUACCUGUUAUUACACUGAAACAAUCAUAAGCAUAAUAUUAUGAUAUUCUACUUUUCUUUUACCUCUGUGCUUUACACUGUACACUUUCAAUAAAAUAUAGGUGCUCUAAAAUACAGUAUAAUACUAAUUAAAAGUAAAUACUAUAUUACAGACCAAUGUUGUUGAUGUUGAAUGAUUUUAAAUAAAAAAAAAAAAAACGAAUUCCGAAAAAAAUUAAAAAAUUAACAAUUUUGUAGUACUUUAUUUGGAAAACAUAAAGUUGGCAUCCCUGGGCACAGUCGGUGCAAAUGUACACCACGGCUGACAACAACGUCUCGGAGGUUCGACAGUUCUGCGUCUGCUGAUACUUCAUCGACCAUCAUGUUCGCGAUACGGUUUUUCGUCGUGUUCGUCACUUCGCUAUUGUUGCCCUGUUGUUCGUCGCAAGACACUACCACGCCGAGAGUACGCGUCGAAUCGGGAGAACUGGUCGGCAUUACCGACCGGACCACAAUCGGCGGCCGGCCCGUGUACGCGUUCUUGGGCGUACCUUACGCCAGUCCGCCCGUCCACAAAAAUCGUUUUAAGGUAACCGUGCCCGGUUAAGUCACCGAAAAAUAUAUUACAGAAUGGAGACACUUCGUGUAUGUUAAAAUACUUCCCACUUCAAAAUUUGGCCUUAAACAAUAUUAAAAUAACAUGUUUUACCCCUGGCCAUUUAUCAUAUACUUUAAAAUAAUAAAAUAUAAUAAUAUAGGCAAUUAACAAAAUAUAUUUCUCUAUGUUUAUUUUUGUUUGGUUUAAAAAAUCCGUAUGAUAAAGGAGAGGUGGCAAAUAAAUUUCCUUCAGAUUUUCCUUCAAAUUAUGAAGAAUAUAAUUUUUUUUAUUUGUCCCGUUUAAAAUUAUAACAGUCACCCUAUAACGUACAUUAUGUAUCAGUGUAUUCAUACCUACAUACCGGUAUAGAAUAAUAUUACUUAUGUAACCAAACGGUCGAAGUUUUUUCGAAUAAAGGUACGGCAUGAGCUCGCGAAACGAGAUGCGAGUAAAUGGAACUUUUCGAAAAUGAUAAAGACAAAUAAUACGGUCUGAUACGGCGUGAUUUAUAUAUUUAUAUAUAAAUCAAUCAUAUUUGAAUACAAAAUACUACUAUGAAUUUAAUUGCGAAAUAGUUUCGUCUAGACUCUAGAAGCCUUUGGGCCAUAUAAUGGUCUGAAAUUAAUAUUUACUAUAAUUUGGCUUACAUAAAAUUAAUACCUCUAAAUUUAUAUUUGAAUUCUAAAAGUCACGCAAUAAAUUAAUUUUAAUAUACUUUUGGAUACGUGAAAUCCAAAUUUUUUGACAGUUUUGAAACCAAUCUCUUUAAUUAAAAUGGUUGAUUAAAGGGUAGUAGGAGGUGUUUAUUAAAGUAUCGUGAAACUUACAUGUUUCACUUCAAACUUUAUAUUUUUAAGGACGCUGAAUCCAAAUUUAUUAUCAAUUUUAAAAUCAACUCCUCAAUUAGGGGAGCAGAAGAGGAUUUUUUUUAAUUUUCAAAAAAUUUAUAUUUUUUUAUAAUAAUACAUUUUUUCAUUUAUUAAUAUGGACUUAUUUACAAUAGAAUUACUUAUAAAGCAUAAUAUUUUUAAUUUUUAAAAAGUUAUCUAACUUACAUACACAAUAAUCUCGUUAAUCGUUAACUUUAAUAUCGUUGUAAUUCUAAUUUCUAUACCGCUACUGGAACCAGCUUUAAAUAAGAUCUAAAACCGAAUAGACAAAUAAAGGCAAACAAAAGUCAUUGGAAUUAAUUAUUUAAUAUGUUGAUUGAAAAAAAAAUAUUAGCCAAGUAUUACUUUUCGUUAUUUUUUAGUUAUAGCUAUUUUAAUAAGUAAAACUAAGUUUUUAAUUAUUAUGUCACAUUUUAGAAUAUAAAUAUAUGUUUAAAUGAUAACGUCUAAAUGUAAAAAGUCCAUAUUAUAAUAUAACUAUUUUAAAAAGUUUUUAAAAUAAUUAAUCCGUUUGCAAUAGCAAUUUAACACAAACUAAAUUAAUAUUGAUAGCAUACGAUAAAUAAUAUGGAUAAAAUUCUGUGUUUUCAAUCAUACAUCGAUUUCACAAACUAUGAUUUCUGGUAGAAAAUUUGGGUACCUACUUGAACACACACAAAAAUAAAACAAAAAACACAUUUAAAGUAUAAAACCAAUUCAAUUUAUUUUUUAUUAACCCCUUUGACAUUUAAUUGAAAGAUUUUUAUUGAAUUUUUCUUAAUCGUGUUUAUUAUUAACAUUGGCUUGCCCGACUUUGAUAUUAUAGGGGUACCUAAAUGUGUGUAAAUGACGAAUGCGUUUGUAUGGUCGGUAAAACUAAAAACAAAUUAAAAAUGAUUAAGUGUAAUACAAAUUUAAAUAUUAAAAUAUCAUUCGUCUUAAUAUUAUUCUAGGAACCGCAACCGGUGAAACCGUGGAUGGGUGUGUGGAACGCCACCAUUCCUGGGAGCGAUUGCAUAGGACUGAAUCAUGCUACGUUCAGAGUAGUCGGCCAAGAAGACUGUCUGUACCUAAAUGUUUACACGCCAAAAGUGAGUGGAUAUUACGUAAUACGUUCGAUCAAAUUUUGGAACUUAUCGACCGGCAAAAUAAACGAUUAUUCCUUCAAGAACAAUUAUUGCCGAUUCGUUCGGUCAAAACGUACAAACCACGUUUUUAUGAAAAAAAAAACCCAAAAUUAUUAUUUGAAGUCACUAAAAGGCUGAUAAUAUGGUAAUUGCAGUAAAAAUUUAGUCAAAUAUCUAGCUUACAGGGGGAAAAUAUCAACUUGUAAUGUAAAUAUAUCUAAAUACUAAUCGCAGUAUUAUUGUCGAGGGUUAUUUCUUGUCGACGUAUACUACGUUGGUAGGUACUUUAUAUUAUACAUGAGUACCUAUAUAGUAUUUAUUUUAAAGACUCAACGCACACUUGUUAAAUACCUACCUUUGAUUUAUUUGUCCAUAAAUAUAAAAAUUACAAAUUCCGAAAUAUAUAUACGAUCAAAGAACAUUCAUAAAUCGUGAAAGAAUCGUUAUUGGAAACGUUUCGAUAACACUGCACGUUUCGGGUGCCUUUCGCCAAAUCCCUCAAGAUAUUUUCACUUAAAUCGACAGUAGUGGAGAAUUCGUUUUCACAAUACUUCCCCAUUACUGCAGCUAUCGUUUAUUGGUUUAAAAUACAAUUAUACAUACAGAAUCCCGGUUAACUCUUCGCGAGGCAUGUUCGCAUAAAACACCUAUACAGUAUACCUAUAUACUUAAACAAUACAACCGUUUGAGGGAUGCGCGGGCAUUGCAUCCACUAUACCCCUUUAAAUUAGAGGUAACUAUUAAGUUAACAUGUUCUACAUAGGUACUACAAUCUCUUCCAGCGGCCCAAUUUGCGGAACCCACCAACCGUGGUGAUCCACAGCCCAGUUCCAUGGACCUUACUAGAAGUAAUUGUGCAAAUGCAUAGUUAUUUUUUAAAUUACACAUUUUAUUUAUUAUAAUUUAAUAUAAAUACUUACUGUACGUUUAAAAAUAUUAUCCACAAGCGUAGUAAUGUUAUUGGCUCGUGAAAAUAAUUAUAAAAACCACAUAUUAUUUACACGCAUUAUAAUAAUAUAAAUCUUAUAAAUGCAUACGCGAACGCCCAUUAAGGGGGUCAAGAAGAGGGCAUCAUGUCUUCCGUUACAAAACGUUAAAACCUAAACACUUUUUUUUUUCUGGAGCCAUAACGCACGACCUAUAUUAUGUUACUGUUUCGUACAGCUACCCCGUGAAGGGCUGAUAUCCGGUGGAUUGAUGAACGUGAUCGUGUACAUUCACGGGGGUGCGUUUCAAUUUGGCGCGGGCAUCAGUUUCGGUCCACAUUACCUUUUGGACGAUAACGAUUUCGUGUACGUCUCGAUCAACUACCGUCUAGGACCGUUGGGGUUCGCGAGCACGGGUGACGGAACACUGCCCGGCAAUAACGGUUUAAAAGACCAAGUAGCGGCCCUGAAAUGGAUCCAACGUAACAUAGUGGCUUUCGGCGGUAAUCCGGGAGCGGUGACGAUUGCCGGCAUGUCGGCGGGCGCAGCCAGCGUUCACUACCACCUGGUGUCGCCAAUGUCGUUAGGUAAGUCGGGAGUAUGGACAGUGAAAUUAUUCGUAAAACAUUAGUGUCGUGCUUCAAUUCGACCAAAAAGAAUUAAAUAGGCGAUGGUUAUUUUUAAGCGACGCUACAUUAAUACAGUACUAAAUAUAGUAAACUAUAAAACCUUGUAAACCGAAAUAUAUUACCCAACUACAGUAUAGUACUAAUAACUAUAGUACCCAACUAGAGUGUUUGGGUGGGGGGAGGCCAAUUACCCUGUAACUCCCUGGAUCCGCCACUACAUCUAACAUCCCGAGUUCAUUACGUUCGCGUAACUUUUUCGAAAACCGAUUUUAUAAAACAAUAUAUUAUUAUUACUAAAAAUAAUUUAAUACAACCAAAUUAUUAUAGUUCCUAAUCAUAACAAGUGUAUAACCGCAUAACUGUAUGAGUAUAAUCACUAAUCUCAUAAAUUAUAAAACAUUUGUACUUUGUGAGCAGUUUAACAAACAAGUAGGUGCUGAAUCUAUGAAAUAAUCAAAAUAGUAUACUCACUGAAAUGCAACUGUCAAUGUUUGUAUUAUUGUCAAUUUAACGGUAAAUUAAACAGAUGAAAGUGCUCGAAAAAAAAAUAUAUAUUCCAUAAAAAAACAAACAAUUUACCUAUUAAAUAUUUGACAAUAUAUAAAAAUAUCACAAAAGUGAUCAGAAUUAAUCCGAGUCUAAAAACAGUAAAUACUAAAAUAAACAUUUUAUAGAAUUUCUGAUAAAUGCAAUAAUGACAAUUAACACAAAAAUAACAAUAAUAAAUAACAAUUGUUCGUGUCUCAAAUAUUCGAGCAUUCUAGCAAAUCUUAGCACAUUGUUGAGCUCAUUAUCGAAAUUAUAGCAAAAUAUGCUGUUACCAACUUAACGGAACAUUUUUUAUAGAGCCAGAAAUGUUUAAUUCAAACAAGUGGAAAAUACAGAAUUAGGAAGUAGGGAAAACGUAUUAUAAAAUUACAAACAUAAAAUGCCGUGAUUUUUACAAAUCGUAUCAAAAUUUUAAAUUUAAACGCUUAUACCUGUGGUUUGAAAAAAAUAAUAAAGAACGAUAUUACAAUCAACUAUUAUUUUACUAAUAACUUAACUAAUUAUUAUGAAUCUUGUAUCAAAAUUUCAAUAAUUAUAACUGUGCUAAAACAAUUUAAUAAAAUCAAUUAAAAAGUAAAACAUUUCAAAUAGUUAUAAAUAGCUCAAAAGAAAUCAGAAUAUAAUGUUUUGAACAUUUACAGCGUCUAUAAAAGGCUAAUAUAAGUAUUCAGUGAAAGUUUUUGGUUUACGCACCAAAAGAAAUAAAAUAAAAUUUAACAAUUCUUUUAUUGAAAAAAAAGUGUUUUUUUUUUAUUUAUUUUGCUUUUUAAUCUAAAUAGUUUUGAUAUUUCGAGCCCCCAAAAAGUUUCAAAAACCCGGCGCCUGUUAAUGUUACCUAAUUAUUAAUUUUUAAAAUAUUAAACUUAUAGCAACGAGAAUAAACCAUAUUUUCCGAACAAUAUUAGUUAAUAGGUAUAUAAUGUCACUAUGACACAAUACAGCAGCAUAAUUGAGAAUAUUUUAAGGGGGAAGGAUAUCAAAAUAAAUCUUCACGACAACCUUGUGGGAGGUAUGCUUAACACAACCGUCCCCCCUACCAACAUUUAAAAGCUCAUCACCAGGGCUCGGAAGUUUUCUAUUAAAUAGCAUGUCUGCGUUUUCAAAAUCGCAACGUCCUAAUCACGUUCGGACGCGUAGUAUAUAAAGUUUAAAGUGGAAUUUACUAUUUAUUAUGACAUUUUUUUUUUUUUUUUUUUUUUUUUUAUAUGACAUCGGCUAUAAUAUAUUAUAAUAUACUAACAAAAUAUAAAGCAACAAAAAUAAAAUAAUAAGUAUAUAAAUAAAUGGGUUUUUGAAUAGAUAUGUAUGAAUAAAUAAAUAAAUAAAUAAAUAAAUAGGUAAUAGGUAUAGAUAAAAAUAAAAAAGUGAAAAAGUAUAAGUAUAUUAACAGCAAGUACAUAAGUAACAAUAUAAAACAUCAAUGUAACAUAACAUAACAAGGUAACUACAGUUAUAACUAGUGUUUAGAGGGAUGACAAAUUCCAAAUGAAAUAUUACUCAGGUUAUUAUACAUAAACGUCUUCACAAACGAAACUCCAGGUUAUUUAUCCAUGUUACUGUAUCCUCUUCAGCCUUGUGAAGUCUUACUAUACCCCCGUUGAACUUAGUGUUAGGGCAUUCUUCAAUGAUAUGUUGAAUGGUUUGUUCUGCUCCGCAUGCACACAAGGGAGAAUUGAUCAUACCCCAUUUAUAUAAGAGACUUUUAAUUCUACCCUGAUUAGUCCUAGCUCUGUUUAAAGCUGUCCAUAAGUGUCUGGGCAGGUUGAAUCCCAGGACUCUCAUCAUUGGGUCUGCAAUCAAUGUUGAGUUUUGCACUUCUGAAUCUCUCCAACGAUUUUUCCAUACCUCGGGUAUUGAUUCUUACGGGAAUGUCAGGUCCCAGUUAGAGUGUCUUGACUUCAGUUUUUUGGGGGGGGUGUGAGAUUAUGUCGUUAUAUAAUGGAAGUUCAGGGUUGUUCAUUACUUUUUUUACUUCCUGAUGAGCCUUCAUUAACCUCCUCAGUUCUGGAGGUAUUAUUUUCGACAGUACCGGCAACCAUUGGGUUUGGGUAGUUCUCACAGUCCCUGAUAUUAUUCGCAUUGACUUGUUGAGCUCUAUGUCUACUUUUUUACAGUGAGCACUUCUUGAUCAUACCGGUGCACAAUACUCGGCUACGCUGUAAACCAAUGCUAAUUUAGAUGUUCGCAGGACUUCCCCGUUACUACCCCAAGCUUGUGCCCGUUAAUUUUGCUAUUAUAUUGUUUCUAGUUUUCAACUUUUUUCCAUUGCCUCUAUAUGGUCCUUGAAAGUUAGAGCUCUGUCAAUUUUUAUCCCUAGGUACCUUGGACAUUCACUAUUGGCCACUGGGGUGUCCCCUAUCUUUAAUUCUAGUCUUCUGUUGGCUUCCCAACAUUAUGACAUUAACUAGAAUAUUAUUUGUCUAGUAUAAUAAUAACCUAUGAAUACUUUGGUACCUACCAUUAAAAUUGAACAUUUAUAAUUUUUGAAUUUCAUAAUAGUUUUAAAAAUUUACAUUUGAACUUCCAAUUUGUGUAAAUUAAUAAUAUACUAUAUAAAUACGGCUCACGGGGGGAUCUACCCCGAUAUCCCCCCGUAAUUAUGCCCCUGACGCAAUAAUAAUUUUAAUUACUUAUUUACUUGCGGAAAUAACCAAUAAAAUUCUACACUGUAUACAGUAGGUACUACAUUAAUGCUUUAAUUAUCAUUUAAAGGGUUAUUUAAUCGAGUAAUUGCUGAGAGUGGAAGUGCUUUAUGUCACUGGGCGUACACAGAAAAUGUGGUUGAAAAGACUAAAGCAUUAGCUGAGUUUCUAGGAUGUCCUACAUACUACUCAACAGACACAGUCAAAUGUCUUCGAUCAAGGCCUGCAUUAGCCAUCACAGAGUCCUUGAAAAACUUUUUAGUAAAUACGUAAUAUUUUAAUACUUUUUGACUUUUGCAAAUCUAAACACAACAAAUGUUUUAACUUGUAAUACUAACACUGUUUUUUGUCAUAAGCCGUGGAAGUACAAUCCGUUUUCACCAUUUGGUCCUUCCGUUGAAACGGCUGGAGUUGAACGUUUUUUACCAGAUUUACCAGAGAACUUACCUGCCCAGGAUAUCCCAUUGCUGUUUAGUUUUACACAAGACGAUGGUCUUUAUCCAUCUGCCGAAUUAGUGUCACUUGAAGAAACUCUAUUGGAUAUGGAAACCAAUUGGAAUUAUAUUCUACCAUUUCUACUUGACUAUAACAACACAAUUUCAGAUGAAUCAUUGAGACCCGAAAUUGCACAGAAAAUAAAGACAUUCUAUUUUAAAAACAACCCUGUAUCAGUAAACACCAAAAAUAACGUUAUCCAAGUAAGAUUAAUACACUUUGAACAAUAAUUUACUUACUGAGGUAUUUUGGUCCAAAAUUACCUAUACAUACAUAGUUACUAUAUUUAAUUAAAUUACCGUAACAAUACCUAUAAAUAUAUAAAAUGCAUAGUUAAACAUACAGAUAUCCAUUGUAGAUGACUUCAGAUAGAAUGUUCAAAGAACCUGUGGCAAGAGCAGCCAAACUUUUGGCCUCAAAAAGUAAAUCACCAGUAUUCUUUUAUGAAUUUGGUUAUAAAGGUAAAUACUCACUAUCAGACAAAUAUAUCAAAUCUGGAAACUCUGACGGAUUAGGUAAAUCACAAUAGUAAUUUUAAAAAAACCUCUAUCUAAUAUCCACUUACCUUUUUUAUUAUCUUAUCAAUUUAGGAGUAGCACAUGGUGAUGAUACCAUGUAUAUUAUAAAAACUAAAUAUGGAGAUCCACAUAAAAAUGCUGAAGAUGCUAAAUUAAUUCCCGUCAUGGUGAACAUUUGGUCAUCAUUUUCUAAAACGGGGUAAGUAUAAUUUAAAUGAUUCUAUUUCUUUAAAAUAGCGGAAUAAUAUAAAAAAAAAAAAAAAAAACAAUAAAUUCGAUUAAUCCUUUAGUUUAGAUCGUAAAAAUAGAUAUUUAAAUAGUUUAUGUUUUCUAUGAACAAAUAAAAAAGGUAGUAACCUUUUAUUUGAAAAUUUAAAUGUGCAUAAUUAAAAUUUUACUUCCAUAAUAUUUUAAUGGCUCACGAAUUAAACAAGAUUUUCAGUAUGCAUCAAAUUAAACACAUUUAACCGUACAUGACGAUUGACGAUAUCGAUUACCAAUAUUUGAAACAUUACGAGCAUAAUUUUAUUAAACUUACUACAAUAUACAUACCAAUCAAAUUAUAUAUAGUAUAUUCCAAUAAGCAAGUUUUAAUGACAAAUUGUUAUAUUUCAGAAUUCCUGAUAUUGGAAAUUCUGUAGUAUGGUCACCGUUAUCUAAAAACCCCGCCGAUCCAUUAAAUUUAAUUAAGAUCACGCAAAAUCAAACUUUCGAACCCCAGGAACAAUCGGAUCCUGGUAAUCAUACAUUCUGGAGUACAAUGCCAUUAACAGAGUUCUCAUACACAAACAUAUGGAAAAACAUAGACCACACUGAACUAUAAGAUAUGUCUAAAAGAAAGACUACAGUAUAUAAACUAAAAUCAAAUAUUAUCGUAUUUAAGCAUUUUUAAAUUAUAAAAUAACCUUAGAAUACUAAAAAUAUAAAUGGUACUUGUCUAUUGUUAUACUAUUUAUUUUUCUAUUUAUUAAUAAUAGCGUGUUGUAUUGUGUUAGCUAAAAUUAUUGUUUAGUAUGAUGUAAUUAUAUUAUAUAUCGAUUAAAUUAUAUUUCAUCGCAAACUAUAAGAU